CCAACACAGAAAUCCAUGCGUUUUCUGUGCUGCCACAGACAUUUUCCUAGUGCAGUUAUUCUUGGGCUACUGCGUAGGCCUAAUAUGCGUCAUAUACAGUACUUCUCUUCUGUUCGGCCGUAUAUCUAUCUACCAAUUCAUACAGUCAAGCUGCAUUAAGGAGAGAGCUGCUGAAGCACAUACAGUGCAGCGCGCUGAGCAGUGAGGUUUGACAGGAGGCACAGGGUGGACUGCUCGAUACUUUUCAUGCAGACAGUUCUCAGAGAAGACAGAGCAAGACAACUGCACUGCAAUUGGACUGAUGUGACAAGACCUUUGAGAUACAAUUAACUGAGUGGGACGUUAAGAAAAUGCACCAUUUGGGACAUUUUAUUUUAAUCCUUGAUAACCUCUCCUUUAGUCAUGUAGCCUAACAACACUUGGUCGAGCAGAUUUAUUUCGGGAUGGUGUUGCUUGUUUUAUUUUGAUGCAGCUCCAUGUGAUUAGAAACCUGCUAUGGAGGACCUCUUUAGUCAAAAUGAAUCUGAGCACUGACAAUGCCAACUUAUGGGGAAAUGGUUCCUUAUUGGAAUUUCAGGGCGGGAAAGUGGGGAUACCGUGGUUGUCAGAGUCGCCUGUCAACUCCACAAACGCCACUGGCAACGGGACGGAGAUCGAUGAAGUGGAUCUUACCCGUGCCAUCCUGCUUGGCUUGGUUCUGGGAGCUUUCAUCGUGUUUGCCAUCGUGGGCAACAUCCUUGUCAUCCUGGCGGUGGUGACCAACAGGCACCUGCGAACUCCGACCAACUACUUCAUUAUCAACCUGGCCAUCGCCGACCUGCUGCUGGGCACCACCGUGCUGCCGGUGUCUGCCACCCUGGAGAUCCUCAACUACUGGGUGUUCGGCAGGGUCUUCUGUGACAUCUGGGCGGCGGUGGAUGUUUUGUGCUGCACCGCGUCCAUUAUGAGCCUGUGUGUCAUUUCAAUCGACCGUUACAUCGGGGUGAGCCACCCGCUGCAGUACCUGAGCAUAGUGACCGAGAAGCGGGCACUUCUGGCCAUGCUCGGGGUGUGGGUGCUCUCGGUGGUCAUCUCCAUUGGACCCCUCCUUGGGUGGAAGCAGCCGCCAUCGCCAGACGACACGGUGUGCCUCAUCACAGAGGAACCGUUUUACGCACUCUUUUCCUCCCUCGGGUCCUUCUAUAUACCGCUGGUUGUUAUCUUGUCCAUGUAUUUUAGGGUUUAUGUGGUCGCCAAGCGAACCACCAAGAACCUGGAGGCUGGGGUGAUGAGGGAGAGGAUGAAUACGAGUGAGCUGACGCUCAGGAUCCACAGGGGAUCACAGAUGCAGGAUGACACAGGCGGAGGCACCAGCAAGGGCCGCGCAACCCAGGCGAGGAGCUCCCUGGCAGUGAAGCUUCUGAAAUUCUCCCGGGAGAAGAAAGCAGCUAAAACUUUGGGGGUCGUGGUUGGAAUGUUUACGCUUUGCUGGCUGCCGUUCUUCCUAGCCUUACCCAUCGGGUCUUUCAACCCAGACUUUCGUCCUCCUGAGACGCUGUUCAAGGUGUUCUUCUGGCUGGGCUACUUCAACUCCUGUCUCAACCCCAUCAUCUACCCCUGCUACAGCCGAGAGUUCAAACUGGCCUUCAUACGCAUCCUCCGAUGCCAGUGUCACUAUAGAAGUCGCCCAGGCUGGCGGGCUUCCAACUACCGCACCUCCCACUUCAACUCCUCUGGCCACUCACGGAAGAACUCUGCAGAGUCUGGCUACUCACGGAAGAACUCUGCCUGCCUCAACGGGAGCCAGCGCACCCUGCCCUCCUCAGCCAGCCCCAGCCCCAGCUACCUGCCGUCCUGCUCAGAGGGGGAGACCCUCUCCACCUGCUGGGCCUCUGCUGCCUCCAGGCCCUCCUCUAUGCUGCCUGGGAGUCCUGCUGACUGCCAGCUGGGGACACUGAGGGGGGGUGUAGGGGGUGGAGGGACUCAGAGGGGGAUGUCUCACAGGAAGUCCAGCCAGGGGGUGUUCUCGUUCCCAUGUGGGGAGCGUGAAGGGGACAUACCUGAGGAUAAGGUUUGACUGUCUGGGAGUCUUACAGCCAUCAGUUGUUGUUAAAUUAUUCCUUAUGGGGAUUUAAAUCAUGUUCAGUACCUGAUUGAUGAGGGGGAGUGAUGUAUGGUUCCAUUUACUGUCAAUGGUUCAAGUCAAGUCAAACUGUCAAUGGUUUUGUAUUGUUGGCAUGGAAAAUGGUUGAAGGAGUAGAGAUGGCGCUACAGUGGCCUCUGCUGUAUGUUAGCAGGUAUUACUGAGCAUCAGGGUCUGUCCAGCAUCUGUUCAAUGGAACAGUGUCAGAUGGAGAUGACUACAGAUAAAGCUGUCUUGUAUUUCUCAGAGAAAUGAUCAAGGGCAAUAGUGUAGAAAUGGGAUAAACCACAAGAACUGUACAUUAUGGAUUUGACCAUAGCAUACCAAUGUAUGCAUCUGUUUCAAGGCUGUACAUACAGGGAGAUUCUCGUUUGGGCCAAAGACCGUCCUCCGUCCUCUCUCCUCUGUGACCCAGAAACCAAAAAGUGGUUUAAUGUUGGAGGAGUGUGUUAAUUCGUUAGUGGGAGAACAGAAGAGUGUCUUCCCCUCCUCAAUGGCCACCUUUCAUCAAGGAUACUCAUGUGUAUCCUAAUGCGGAAAAGUUUUGAAAUCUGCCACACCCCCUUUGAAUCAGCUUUUAUGUCAGAGGAGAAAAAAAUGAACACAUUUAAAAAAUAAUAUGCUACUUAUUGUUUUAUCUAUAAAUGUAUUGAAAAACUAAUUUAAUUUGUUUUGAGCACUUUACAAGUGUUUGGGGGAUCCACCUGUGUAAACGCAAUUUUUCUAAUGAUGCGCAAGUGGAGAGGGACCGUCUCAUUUCAAGCAACUGUAUUUUCAUCCACGUUCACUCUCCUCGCUGACUCUCCUUGAUUAACUUUGACCUUUUUCAAAAGGAGGCGAGAGUGGACGGAGGAGAGAGGACGCCGGAGGUGAGCAAAUCUAAGUUAUAAAAGGCCACAGUAUUGGCCCUAGGACUGGGAGAGACUAUGCUACCUUGGGACUACCUGUAGAACUGCAACCUAAUCUGUCAUUCAUUCUCUUUCAGCUGGUCUGAUCUGUAAAUGUUUCUGGUCUCCUGGGGCUGUGGUCAUUCUCUUUCAGCUGGUCUGAUCUGUGAUUGUUUCUGGUCUCCUGGGGCUGUGGUCAAUCUCUUUCAGUUGGUCUGAUCUGUGAAUGUUUCUGGUCUCCUGGGUCUGUGGUCAUUCUCUUUCAGUUGUUCUGAUCUGUGAAUGUUGCUGGUCUGUGGUCAUUAUCUUUAAGUUGGUCUGAUCUGUGAAUGUUUCUGUAGUGUGAUCAGUCGGAGAAUGGUGCUAUAUGUAAAGAGCAGAUGAUCACAUUUCUGUUAAUGUCCCUCAUUGUCUUUAUGGUGUGUUUGCUUAAAUAAAGUAUAACCUGGUUUAUCCGGUGUAGUAAUCAUAUGGGAAAACAUGUAGUGGGUAAAUAAAGUCUAACCUGGUUUAUCCGGUGUAGUAAUCAUAUUGACAAACAUCUAGUGGGUAAAUAAAGUCUAACCUGGUUUAUCCGGUGUAGUAAUCAUAUGGGAAAACAUCUAGUGGGUAAUCAUAUGGGAUUACAUCUCUUUCCGUUGCCCACGGAAAAUGAGGGUGGGCUGGGAGCGGGCUGCAUCGGUGGCACUGUGUUAUUUUCAAAGCAGGUGAAGAAGGUAUUUAGCUUGUCUGGGAGCAAGACGUGGGUGUCCGCGACGUGGCUGGUUUUCCCUAUGUAAUCCGUGAUUGUCUGUAGACCCUGCCACAUACGUCUUGUGUCUGAACCGUUGAAUUGCGACUCCACUUUGUCUCUGUGCUGAGGUUUUGCCUGUUUGAUUGCCUUAUGGAAGGAAUAACUACACUGUUUGUAUUCAACCAUAUUCCCAGUCACAUUGCCAUGGUUAAAUGCGGUGGUCCGUGCUUUCAGAUUUGCGCGAAUGUUGCCAUCUAUCCGCGGUUUCUGUUUUGGGUAUGUUUUAAUAGCCACCGUGGGAACAACAGACCCUAUACACUUCCUGAUGAACUCAGUCACAGCGUCCGUGUAUAUGUCAAUGUUAUUCUCAGAGGCUACCCAGAACAUAUCCCAGUCCCAAUGAUCAAGACAAUCUAAAAGCAUGGAUUCUGAUUGGUCAGACCAGCGUUGAAUAGACAUUAGCACGUGUACUUCCUGUUUGAGUUUCUGCCUAUAGGAAGGGAGGAGCAAAAUGGAGUCGUGAUUUGAUUUUCCUGAAGGGAGGGUGUGGAGGGCCUUGUAGGCAUAGGCAUUUCGAAAACGCGAAUAGCAGUGAUCUAGUGUUUUUCAUAAGCGAGUACUACAGUCAAUGUGUUGAUAGAACUUCGGAAGUGAUUUCCUCAAAUUUGCUUUGUUAAAAAAAGGUGCAUGUUUUAAGAUCUGACAAGUCUCCCAUUUCACUCCCUCUCUGUCUCUUUGUGCUGUUUUGUUGAAAUGAACCUGUAGCUAUAUCAUUGUUUCUUUCACUGAAUAAAAGAGGAAAUAAUUUGGUG
Oncorhynchus mykiss (rainbow trout) is the source of this 4554-nucleotide messenger RNA. RefSeq names its product alpha-1A adrenergic receptor. Gene Ontology annotation, biological process: positive regulation of MAPK cascade; adenylate cyclase-activating adrenergic receptor signaling pathway; positive regulation of cytosolic calcium ion concentration. Gene Ontology annotation, cellular component: plasma membrane. Lineage: Eukaryota; Metazoa; Chordata; Actinopteri; Salmoniformes; Salmonidae. Gene Ontology annotation, molecular function: alpha1-adrenergic receptor activity. The record is from RefSeq and is a predicted model, not a curated record.